AAUAAUAUGCCAUGGUGGUGGGUCGUUUUCUGGGUGAAGGUAUUAGAUUUGAUGUGAUUAGUUAUCUGUUAGUACGAUCUUAAAUCAAUACCUAGUAAGUCCGAAAAAUUUCGAUUUUCUGAUUUUGUUCUGUUUUGAUUCCUGGAUGCAUAAAUCGCGACAUUUUCGGACUUACGAGGUAUUGAUUUGAGAUCGUCGAUGCUUCCCGAAAAGAACCAACGAUAUGGAUUUUUUGAAAGCAUUCCUGUAUGCAUACAGGAAUAAAAACAAAAUUAGAAAAUCAACAUUUUCGGACUUACGAGAUAUUGAUUUGAGACCGUCCAUAUACUACCCACUUGAAAAUAAUAUAAUCCUGUUAUUGCCAACGUUACAAAUUAUCACGGAGAUGUCGCUUUUGUGAUCAGCUGUUCAGCAUAGGAUUAACCUCCUACCUCUAGUCUUCAUGGUCCAUGUGCAUGCGAUCAGUCUAUCUCUUUCGCAGGCGCGGCGUCACUCGGAGACAAAAAUUUGUGGUUAGUUUCGUUACCAGUGUUAUUCACAAAAGUGUUGUAUGUGCCUUUUUAUCUGGUUUCAUGUGUGUUACAAUCUGUGUGAAAUAUAAUUAAAAAACACUGAAAUAAACAUUUGACUAUGGUGUAUUGUGCAGUGAUCGGUUGUUCAAGCAACAACAACAAGAAAAGCAAAAACGUUUCAAAUUGGCGUUUCUUCAGUUUUCCAAAAAACAAAGAAAUUUGCGAACAAUGGGUUCUGAGGUGUUAUCAGCAACACAAAUUUAAUGUACAAACUGCAAGGAUAUGUUCGAGGCAUUUUGUGGAAAGUGACUACUGUUUAAAAGAAAAAACCUUAGGAUUACCUCAAAAUAAAUGGAAGUUGAAAAGUGAAGCAAUACCUUCCCUUCAUUUGAUAAAAUCACCAAAGGAGCAGACUUCUCUCAGUAUAGUAAUGGAGGAAAAUCUAAAUAAAGAGGUCAUAAAAUCAAUCAACCACUAGAUAUAGGAAUAGAACUAGAGCUAGAGACUUACUAAACUAGAAGUACAAAGUGGAAUUGACGAAAAAACAAUUUACACAUAAAAUUUUAUACAAAAUUAUGUCAUAAUACCAGUUAAUAUAACAAAUUGAUAAAUGUCACUGAUGCACAAUUUGAUUGUGCUAGUGUCCAGACAGUUUAGACAAAAAUUUAAUACAAAGUGUAAUUACGAAUUUUGUUCUCAAGAUAACUAAACUAAUGUUUUUGAAGGUAGUCAUAUAUGUUGUUAACUUUUUACCAACAACAAAUACAUUGCUUAUAGAUGUUCCUGUAAUUUUAUGAAAAAAUAUAUAAAAAAGUGCUAUUUUGCCAGCACUCAGACAGAAGCUGUUGCUAGUUGGCUGGCUAGUUGCCAGUUUAGCAUUUGAGUGAAUAGUAUUAGAUAAAACUGUAUUUAAAAAUAUGUGAUAGUAGAAUAGAAAUAUCAAAUUGGUUAUAUCAUUAAGACUGAGGAAAAUGAAUUAAACAAACUCAUACUUGUAAUAUACAUAUUUUUAUCAAAAAUAUAUAUGAACUACAUAAAAAUGAACAAGAAACUAUUUUUUCCCCUUUAAUGUGGUUCUGUGCUGUCUACUUCGAACUACCAUAUGUUUACAUCUUUCAAGCAAUUUCCAGUGUUACCCUCAGCUUCAAUUGUCUCCUUUAACCUAUGAAAUUUUAUUUCAUUGUGGGAAAAUGGGUUAUAUUGGGAUGGUAUGAAAUUUGGUUCAAUCCAAUAGUCCGACACAAUAUCAGUGUCCAUAAUCAACACUAUUUGUUAUCUUCUGCUGUUCAUACACUGGUUGGGGCUUUAAUAGUAUUUUGGUUUGUUUAAUUCCAAAAGACAAGUUUGAUAGUCCCUGGGGUUAAAUAGAAAAGGAUUCCAGUAGCUAAACACUUAUCACAUUACUGGACAGUAUGAUGAUUCAGUCAGCAACCACUCCAAUUUGACCUCAAAAUGUUACAAAAUUUAUAUUAAUUUCAUAAAUUUUUAAUGUCUUCUGCAUAUGUUACAAGAGCAGCAUUUAUAAUUAUAUUGUCAGCUGAUGAUUCCACUUGCUUUUAAAGUUUGUCAGUUACUAAACAACUGAUGAACAUUGAGAAAUCGAAUGCAUGCUGUUUUUGACACACAUGUUGUCAGUAUAACAACUGUGGAUGUGAAAUUUUGUGAACUGUCACAACUGAGUUGAUAAAUGUGGUGUCAGUUACCAGCAAGUAGGUAUAGGAUUUCAAAUAUUCAAGUUUUGACUGGUAAUAUAAGAUUUGUCCAACUACUGGUAGUGUCUGGCUUAUUGGCACAUUGAUACUACUAUUUGAAACCAAUUUACUUCAUUAAAAAGUAAUUCUCUUUAUUUGGAGCUCUAAAGAAGUUUCAGUUUGAAAAGUUACAAGCGCAUCGUCAAUGAUUACGACUUGAGUUAUUUAGGACUUUUCAACUUGUCUAUUGUUAAUUUUUCAAAAGUGAUAACUGGGAUGAUAUGAUUAAAUUGUAUUGGCAAGACAGCAAAAUGUAUAUAAAAUAAUAUAAAAAUUAUCAUGUAAAAUUGUUAACACACAUAGCGUGCGCAAAGAGGUAAAAAAUUCGAUCGUAAAGUGAGCAUAUCUGUCAUAGGUUGGUAUAAACAAAAGUGAAGGGGUUUUUGUCGCAUAAAUGAACUUUUGCAUUGCACAUCAAGAUCAACCAUUCAUGUAUGUGGAACUUCAAAAGUAAUGCAAAGAAAGAGAUUGCCCAAACUCAUUACAAAGAUGUUAUAUAAAUUAUUCAUUUUUAACAUGUUUUAUGGUAGAUUUCAAACAAAGCACCAUGAAAAUGAAAACAAAAUAGUGCCUAGUGGACACUAGCAACAUAGUCUGAUUUUCAAAAAAUUUAACUAGGGACAGCCUUGUUCUGGCAUAUUCAAACUUAAUUUAUUUGAAUUAUCUACUACUUCCACUAUAUUGAUGAGGGAUGAUAAUCAGUGUGUAUAUCCAAAGUGGUCUGGAGAUGCAGCACUUUUUUGCUGAAUAGUAGUAGCUUUUAUAGUUCACAACAUUCAAACUACCAAAUCUUACAGCCAAGUGAACACUGCUGUCAAGCUGACAAAGCUAACCCACGGUUACUGCAAUGAGCAUAAAAGCACUGCACUUUAGCUGAAUGCUCUCAUUAAACAUUAGAGUGAAAGAAAUUGUCAUUUUAUAGUUAUGUGACAUUUCAAUGUUCAUUAUUUUUUCAUUUCAAUCAUAUUUUAGCAAAGUCCCAUGGCAAUGGAAACUAUAACAGAGAUGGAAUUUGUAAAAGUUGAAAUAAAAAUAGAACCACCAGAAUAUCACAGCGAUUCAUUUGCAGUUCAUCAAGGCACUUUGGAUAUAAGUGACAAUUACAAUGUGGAUGAGAUAGUUUUGAGCAGCAUAAAAAGUGAUCCUGACAUUACUAGAGGUUCUAUCAAAACUGAAGUAGAAACAGAGGCUGGUCAGUCGCAAGCAUACAAAAUCAAAUUAGAAAAACAUAUGGAUACUGCAACAAUGGAAAUCACUGAGGGAUUAAUUGUCAAAAGUGAAGAUGAUUGUGACAGAUUCAUAGAUGUAAAUCCAGAUAUGUUUUACAAUGAGUAACUAUUCGGAGUAAUUUGCUCUUUGGUGAAAAUUAUAUGACAAAUUAUUUCAGAAUUGAUAAUGAUUAUACUGAAAAUGAGGAUGACCCAAAGUUUAUGCCUACUAAUCAUAAAGCACCUUUGGAUACAGACAAUCAUUAUCAAAACAAAUAUAUCUCUCACCUUCAUUGUCAAUCCAGCAUAGAUGGAGAAAGUUCUGUGGCAUGCAAGCAGCAUUAUGUAGCAUAUAACAAAGCAAGUGGAAAAUUAUUCAGUUGUUGUAACUGUAAAAAUAGUCCUUGCUGUAAGGUCCCACUAGAUGAAAUUAUGGAAGAACACAAACAAGAUCCAGAUUCUAUUUCAUCAGCUUCCUGUAAAUCAAGCAGCAGUUUUAAAUGUAUCUGUUGUAAUGCAUCAUUUAAAACGAAAAGGGCAAUGGAUGAACAUGUUGUCAAAAAACAUCCCAAGUUUAAGUCAACUCUUAGUAGUAAGUUGCACGAAUGUACAUUUUGUUCAUAUAAAACGACUAAGAAGGAUAUAUUUAACAAUCAUAUGUUCAAACAACAUCCUGACAAGGUUCACAGACUCACUUGUGAACAUUGUAAUUCAACAUGCAGUAGCAAACCAGAACUGGAUUAUCAUAUAGAAAAAAAACAUCCAGAGUUUAUACAUUGCACUUAUGAAAGUAAUCACUUUAAGUGUAAUUAUUGUAAAGGAACAUACAAUACAAAAAGAAGAAUAAAUGAACAUAUAGCUAAAAAACAUUCUGAGUUUAUAUCUACGUCUCCUAACUCAACAUCCCGUUCUGAGCUGCUUUAUAUAUGUGAACAUUGCAAUGUAUCAUUCACAAGGAAAUGUCGGAGGGAUGAUCAUGUACUUGGAAAACAUCCCGAGUUUAUUUCAAAAAUUAGUUGUAAAGUACUUGAAUGUACAUAUUGUUCGUUCAAGACCGCCAUAAAAGAUCGUUUUGAAAAGCAUAUACUAAGACAUGUACUCAACACGUGUACACACUGUAACGAGAGUUUCGAAACAAAAAUGAUGUUGAACACCCAUAUAUUUCAGAAACACGACCUUAUUUCAUUUAUAUGAAUGUAAGUGCUGUACAUAUAAAACACCUAAGCAGUUUAACAUGGAACAACAUUAAAAAUAAUCCAGGAGAUGCUAGUAGUAAAACUGUUUCAUAUGUUUAAAUGUUACUUUUGUGUUAAUUCUUCAGUGUUAAUGGUGAAGCUGGUGAAAAUCAGUACGUUUACAAAUUAUUUGUAUUGAAUAUAAAAUUUAUUUAUUCA
Messenger RNA from Acanthoscelides obtectus, 4865 nucleotides. The record is from the annotation of a GenBank genome assembly. Lineage: Eukaryota; Metazoa; Arthropoda; Insecta; Coleoptera; Chrysomelidae.